UAUUGCUACGCUUCUCCUCAACAAAUCAACAAUGUUAGAGCAUUCGAUACAAAUUUCUCAAAAUUAAAAGCGUUUUUAGAAACAAUUAAAAAACACACGAAAAUUCACAAAAAAAAACAGAACACAAAUUGAGGUUCUAGCUGAACGGCAUUUAGCAUUAAAAUUUGAAAUGUUUUCGAACUUUACGGAGUUGUCGAAGGCGAUGGAGAAGAGCGGCGAACGCAGUGGAAAGUUCAUGCAGUAUGUGUGCCCGCCGGUUCGACUGGGUUCGUAUCCUCCGGUGGCGGCCAGGCGGGCCCCCUUGGAGGCGCUCAACGGGGAGAGACGACGACAGACGAACAUGCAGCGAAAGGCAAGGAAGCAAGUGGCUGGAGAAGCAGCAGCAGCCGCCGCACGUCGUACAGGUGGAGUAGCUCCAAGUGUAAAUUCUGCUCCUGCUUCAUCCGUUCGGCGUAGAAAAUUACAACAUCCGGUGGCCGAAUGGAUCAUGAGUCCGUGCCAGAACUUUGAGCAGGACAGCGACUCGGAGGCAGAGCACAAACUGCCGCAGUCGAGCAGUCGAUUGCUCUCUGCCGUUGUCUCUCGCCGCCAGCUGGAGUCGCGCACCUACAUCGUGCCCAGCCAGCGGAUCAUGGAGGUUGCGGCACUCAAGAAGGCCCAGGUAUGGCCAUUGCUGGCGAAGAAGGAACGCCUCGAGCAGCAGACCAUGGCCCAGCAGGUGGAAACGCAGCCGCUGGACGAGACUAGAAUCGAAUCGGAAGUGCUGGUGGAAUCCGAACUGGAACUGACUAUUGGCCAGACUCACAGCAGCAGGAGCAGGAGCAAGACCAGCGUCUCCAGUCAGCCCCAAGAAGCAGAAGAGCAGCAGGCCAGAGCAUGGUCCAAGGUACGCCUCAUUCCGGACAGCUCCAAGGCCAUUAGGCUAACAUCGACGGUGGUCAAGAUUAUACCCAAUGCCCCCAAGACAGAUGCAAAGGCCAAGGCUGGCUCCAGGAAGCAACAAGCAGCCAACGCUGAUCCCUUCGAGGAGGAGCCAACAAGUGUGCUGCCACUCAAGCCACCACCCUCGGAUCAGCGUCUGUCGAGGAGUUGUCCCCCAAAGAGCACAAAAAAGAUGCCUGGACCUAGGCCUAAGCUGAACCAAGUCAGCAUGGCCAGGCCUCAAUCUCAAUCUCAAUCUCAGCAGCAGUCUGCGGCACCAGCAGCGACUGUUGCUCCUUCGAUGAACUCGAAAAUAGUGCGCAUGGCACAGCACAAGGUGCCGCGCACUGCCGAGGAUGGCAUCGACAUGAGCUAUCAGUAUUUUGUAUCCAUUCCGUUGAAGCGGGGCAAGAAGCCUCAUGCCGUGCGCUAUUUACACCAGUCUUUGGUGAAGAGUCUCAAUCCCACAGUUCGGCACACGUGCGGCAAGCGAAUCAAGAAAAAGAAGUCUCAGCAGUGCGAGAAGCAAGCGGAGAUGGACGAGAAUCCACUGGAAGCAGCCGAGACAGAGGCAGAGCCAGAGUUGGGACCAGAGGAAGAGCUCGAGGCGAAGCCGUUCAAGGAGCCGACACUCAAAUUGGAGCGCAAAUACAUGCCAAUGCUGCAGCUGCUCUCACAGAUCCCAUAUCCGGCGGAGACCGAGACCGAGCCCGAGCCGCAGCCCAAGGAAGAUCUUCAAGAGACGACAAAAGAUAUUCUCGAGGCACAAGGCGAUCAUCAAGUGGCAAAAUCAAAUCGUCAACUGGCUGGAACCGAUCGUGAAGUGCCAGGAGCCAAGCCCAAGAAGUGCAGGACAUCGCUGCGACUGUUUCCGCCCAUCCAUUCGGUUCUGGUCGACUUUAAGCGGGAGGCAACGCGUCUGGAAUCGAUUGCCGGUGCCCAGAUCUGCUAUCAUACUCCAGUCCGCUUCCUGCGGCGACUGGCGGGCGGAGAGGCACACAAGCUAAGCACUUCUCCGGCAGAUGCUCAGCGGCAGCAGAAGGAGCACACGGAGCAGCCGAUGGACAAGGUGGAGAGGGUGCAAAAAUCCGUCAGCUUUCAAUCAUCGGAGACCAAGAGCAGCAGCAGCAUCCGCCUGACGGAGCUUAAGAUCGAUGUGCCAGAGCCAGAACCAGUGCCAGUGCCAGUGCCAGUUCCAGCCCCAGUGCGCGGGCAAAGCAAAUCCCCGAAGAAGUUGGCCAGCAGCAAGAAGCAAACCAAGAGCACAAAUAAAAUGAAGAAGUUCGCCACCAAAUAAAAUAUUCCGCCCUCAAUUUCCCCAUUCGAUUUGUACUUUUCAAAGCGAUUAAAUAGCUCAAUUGCUGGCCCACAA
This is a messenger RNA of Drosophila guanche, 2293 nucleotides long. RefSeq lists its product as uncharacterized. The transcript has a single exon. The record is from RefSeq and is a predicted model, not a curated record. Bases 170 to 2218 code for a protein of 682 amino acids. NCBI's taxonomy places the organism in Eukaryota, Metazoa, Arthropoda, Insecta, Diptera, Drosophilidae.